Molecule: messenger RNA, 1053 nt
Organism: Suillus subaureus
Lineage: Eukaryota; Fungi; Basidiomycota; Agaricomycetes; Boletales; Suillaceae
Exons: 6
Coding region: 1-1053 (350 amino acids)
Source: RefSeq, a predicted model, not a curated record
AUGGUGCUUGAGAAGCUAGAACAAUUUGGCUAUAAAACCAAGUCUGUCCAGUGGUGGAAGCUACUCAAUGUUGCAUACCAGAACAAGUUUCAAUUCAAACUCUGGCCUGAUGGUGUUCAUCCGGUUGGCCCAGACUUCAACUGCCACACCCUCAGCGCUCAACAUCUGAAGCUACUCAUCAUGUCUUACAUUAAGUGCAGGGCAACACAGUAUUAUGACACUGAACUGAAGACAGAAGCUACUAAUCUACUUGAACUUCGGCACAAGCAAGGACACAGUGAUAAGACUCUUGAUGAUAUCAUUGACGAGUUGGAUGUCACUGUGUCCGAGAUUGAUAUUGUUCCUUGGCCACAAGAUCACAUUGACCAAUGUGAAAAUGACAACCCUAGGAUGUUCGAUAUUCCUUUGGUCACCAGCACUUCCCACAUCAUGCUCCACAAACUAGCAGACUCUGAGAAAUUCAAGUACUCCAUCCCAAAAACAUUGCUGGAACAGUACAAGGAAGCAACAUCAACCAGUGGUUUGAAUGUUGGCCCCCCUUCUGAAGAAAGGCAGCGUGAAGAUACUACUUGUGAUUGCCAGCCUCAACAACAGACUCACCAUGCUGCUCAUGGAUUUUCUGUUGUUCACAAGGACCACCACAGCAACAAUGAUCUGCCCCAUACAGAACACCACCCAGCAGAUUAUGAUCAAACAUUUGAAUCUGAGGCUGAUAGCUUGAAUGCACCAGACUCUCGCAUCAGGAAAAAGUUGAAGGUUGUACGUUACGAUGGUGCUCCACACAUUGUCCCAGCUCAUCCUCAUCCUCGACCUCAUGCACCUAUCCCUGGCUAUGAGCCACCUCAACACUGGCGUAAUGAGGUAUGGCAGAUGUCUCCACAGCAUGUUCAAGCUUAUGGGCAUAAUGUGGCCCAUUCUCACCAUGAUUUUUUGGCUGCAGGCCCUUCAAGAGUGGUUGCAAGGGGACAUGAGAAAUAUGCUUAUGGCCAGAACACUCCGUCUCCUGAUUAUGGUGGCCAUUCAUAUGAUCGUGAUUUUGAUUACCAUGACUAA